Molecule: messenger RNA, 2112 nt
Organism: Pistacia vera
Lineage: Eukaryota; Viridiplantae; Streptophyta; Magnoliopsida; Sapindales; Anacardiaceae
Product: receptor-like cytosolic serine/threonine-protein kinase RBK2
Exons: 8
Coding region: 133-1422 (429 amino acids)
Biological process (GO): protein phosphorylation
Molecular function (GO): ATP binding; protein kinase activity
Source: RefSeq, a predicted model, not a curated record
UCUCUCUCUCUCUCUCUACUUUUGAUUGAAAAAGCAGAGACAGUUUAGUAAAUUAUUUUCAAUAGGGAGAAACAGAAUGCUCUGUUUUUGUUGAAGGUGAAAUUUCAACCUUUUCCCUUAUGAUCUUUGGGUAUGGAGAAGAAGGAGAAUACAAGUUCCCCAGUUGGAGUUCUGGAGGAUUACUUCAGGAGUGAAGACACGGAAUCAUGUUCUUCAAAAGAACCCACCCCAGACUCCGAUUCUAAAUCAACUUCCAAAUCCAAUUCUCGCUGGCAUGGAUUUGCUGAGUUGUUCAGAAGUAAAUCAAAAACACCAAUGACUUCAUUGUAUCCUCUCAGUGUCCUCAAGCUCUCAAUAAGAAAGAGCAGUAGUAUGAAAGAGGGUAUUGAUAUGUCACGAAAUCUUCUUAUAAAUACUGAUCCAUACAAUUCAAAGUCUGCGCAGAAGAUUUUCUCUCUGUACGACCUCCAAGCUGCCACCAAUAAUUUCAGUUUUGAAAAUCUGAUUGGAAAAGGGGGUUAUGCCGAAGUUUACAAGGGGCGUUUGCGAGAUGGAGAAUUUGUGGCAAUCAAACGGCUAACACGAGGUACAGCUGAUGAGAUGAUUGCAGACUUUCUAUCAGAGCUUGGGAUUAUGGCUCAUGUCAAUCAUCCUAAUACUGCUAAGUUAAUUGGAUACGGAGUUGAAGGUGGCAUGCACAUUGUUCUUGAAUUGUCUCCAAAUGGAAGCUUAGCUUCUCUACUUUAUGGUGCGAAGGAGAAACUGAAAUGGAGUAUUAGGUAUAAGAUUGCUUUAGGGAUAGCCGAGGGUUUACUAUAUCUUCAUGAGGGUUGUCAGAGGAGAAUCAUUCACAGAGAUAUCAAGGCUGCCAAUAUUUUGCUGACUGAAGAUUUUAUACCUCAGAUUUGUGAUUUUGGGCUUGCGAAAUGGCUACCAGAGCAGUGGACUCACCACACAGUAUCCAAAGUUGAAGGCACAUUUGGCUAUCUUGCCCCUGAGUUUUUGAUGCAUGGGAUAGUAGAUGAAAAAACUGAUGUGUUUGCCUUUGGGGUAUUGCUAUUGGAACUAGUCACUGGACGCCGAGCUCUGGAUUACUCUCAACAAAGCGUUGUCUUGUGGGCAAAACCUUUGCUUAGGAAGAAUGAAGUUAAAGAGCUAGUUGAUCCUUCUAUGGGUGAUGAGUACGAUUUCAGGCAGAUGAAUCUUGUGUUGUUGGCGGCUUAUAUAUGCAUACAACAGUCUUCAAUUCGGCGGCCUCAAAUGAGUCAGGUUGUGCAACUUCUGAAUGGAAAUCUUUGCUGCUUGAAAUUCAUGAAAAAAUGCCGAUCUCCAUUGGUAAGAAGAACUGUCCACCAAGAGCUAUCAAAUGUAGAAGAUUACAACUCAACUAAAAUGAAUAGCUUUAUUCAGAAUCGAAAUUGACGUUUUGCGGAUUAAUAGUAGUGACAUGUCUUACUCCAAAUGCAUCUUAAUACAUAAAUACUUGAUGCCAGAGGACAACUAUGAGUAGCGUACAAAAAUAUAGAAGAAAAAAAAGGUGAAGUUUUACCUUAAUCUGAAGUGAAUGGACAGAGAGCAGCAAGAGCAGAUGAAUAUCGUGAGAAGGGAAGAAAGAAAAUGAGUUUUUUUGCCCUAAUCUGAAGUAUUUGUAUGUGGCAGGUAAAUUACAAUAACCCCCCCACUCUUUAAUAACAUUUUAUUUCAGUCCUGGUUCUCGGUUUUGGUUCUUGACUGUAGGAACUGGAAUCUACCCGUUGACGAUCGGUUCUGGGUAGGAACCAGAACCAAACGCCGGGUACCCAACGGUUCUGGUUCUAAACGGUUCUUUUGAACACCCCUACCACCACCACCAUCAAUACCAACAACAACACUACUGACAAACGAAACACAACACUAGGUUAAGCAAACGACUGCGCUAAUGGGUGGCAGUUCGUCGAUGAGGCAGGAACGCACAUAUCAUGGGUUGACUAGGGACCAAGGAAGUGCGACAGAGGUGGGUGUAAAGCAAGGUGUUGGUGUUGGGUUGGUUAGUUACUGGUUGGGACAAUUGGUGGGCGCAAUUUGGGGGCAAGGAAUUUGGUGGCCGUCGAUAGGGAAAGUGGUCGAAAAAAU